This is a messenger RNA of Misgurnus anguillicaudatus (oriental weatherfish), 2944 nucleotides long. Lineage: Eukaryota; Metazoa; Chordata; Actinopteri; Cypriniformes; Cobitidae. The record is from RefSeq and is a predicted model, not a curated record.
CGUCCUCAACAUCAAAAGAGCGACUGACAGCACAAACUCUUUCCUGCAUCACCUGUGAAAAGACAUUCAGCUCACAGAGACUUUUAGAGAGACAUGAGAGAAAACACACAGAACAGAAACUCUUCACCAGAUCUGAGAUCAGCUUUACUACCUUACAAGAGAAGAAACUUCAUUCAGAAGACCACAGAGAGAAGAAGAAGAAGCAGUUUCACUGUGAGCAGUGUGGGAAGAUUUGUAUCUCUUCCUCUAAUCUAAAUGUUCACAUGAGGACACACAGUGAUGAAAAGCCUUUCAACUGCACUGAAUGUGGAAAUUACUUCAGAACCAAAGACAAUCUUCAAGUUCAUCAGAGAAUUCAUACAGGAGAAAAACCUUUCCAGUGUCCUCACUGUGAGAAGAGAUUUAGGCAUAAAUGUGGUUUGAAGACACAUGUGCUUUUACACACCAAUGAGAGACCGUAUCAGUGCAAUGAAUGUGACAAAACCUUUAGGGAUUCACGUUCAUUAAAAAAACACCAGAAUAUUCACUUUAAAGAGAAACUCCAUCAGUGUUCACACUGUGAUAAACGCUUCUGUUAUAAAUAUCAGCUGAUAGUCCAUGAGAGAGUUCACACUAACGAAAAAACUAAUCACUGUAGUGUCUAUGGGAAGAUUUUUAGUCAACAUGAAAGUUUAGUGACACAGCUGAGGACUCAUACAGAUGAAAAAUCUUUCAAAUGCUCUCAGUGUGACAAGACGUUUAAUUUUUUAAGUAACUUUAAAGCGCAUGAGAGAGUUCAUACUGGAGAGAAACCUUACCUCUGUAAUCAAUGUGGAAAGAGCUUCUCUAAGUCAUCUCAUUUAAGAGUUCAUCAAAGAGUUCACACUGGAGAGAAACCUUAUCACUGUAGUGUCUGUGGGAAGAGUUUUAGUCAACGGUCACCCUUAAUAAGGCACCAGAGAAUUCAUACAGGUGAAAAACCUUUCAAAUGCUCUCAUUGUGACAUGACAUUUCAAUAUUCAGGUCACUUGAAAGCCCAUCAGAGAGUUCACACUGGAGAGAAACCUUUCAUAUGCGCUCACUGUGGAAAGAACUUCACUUAUUCAUCUCAUUUAAGAAUUCAUGAAAGAGUUCAUACUGGAGAGAAACCUUAUCACUGUAGUGUCUGUGGGAAGAGUUUAAGUCAACGGUCAAGCUUACUUAAGCACCAGAGACUUCAUACAGGUGAAAAACCUUUCAAAUGCUCUUAGUGUGAUAAGACGUUUGCUCAGUCAGGUUCCUUAAAAUCCCAUCAGAGACUUCAUACGGGAAAGAAACCUUAAAGGUGACAGAGAAUGAAUAACCGUAAAGGAAAAGUGCUAGACAUUCUGAACAUCUCAGUUUCAUAGAAAUUCCUCCUUUAGAAAUGCCCACCAGAAAAUGACCCAAUCUGAACAAUGGAUACAUGUUACGUAAAAUGCAGCUCACUGCCCCCCACUCUCAUUCAAUUCCUUCCCCUUCAAAAUAAUUUUGUAAAAUUUUGGUCUGUCCGUGUUCUGAAAACAGUGAAGUUUACAUUCUUUGGAGUGGCAGCAAAGGCAGUUAAGACCGAAGGGAAGCCAAAUAGGUGCAAAACCACGCAUUUAAAAUCCUCCGCCCUAAUAUAGCUAUCCGACAGAGUUUUUUAGGAAGCUUAUAAGGCAUUAAAGACCCGACCAAAAUUUUGUUGUCUACAUGUCACAGAACAAGAAUAAAUACCCCCUUCAAUCAUUCAAUGUCACCUUUAAAGCAAUACCUUAGAUAAUUUACUCACCCCCAUGUCAUCCAAAAUGUUGAUGUCUUCCUGUGUUCUGUCGAGAAGAAAAAAGUUUUUUGAGGAAAAACAUUGCAGGAUUUUUCUCAUUUUAAUAGACUUUAUUGGACCCCAACAGUUUACAGUUUCAACGCAGUUUCAAAGCACUCUAAACGAUCCCAAACGAGGAAUAAAGGCAGGGCUCCAGAUUGACAUUUGAGAGGGGUGGCACUGCCACCAACAAGUUGGACAGCUGGUGGCGCUGGGCCUCAAUUUGGUGGCACCAGUCACUGAAUGGUGUAAAAACAAAAAAGAAACACUAAAACUAAGUCCAAACAUGUUUAAUGCAUUAAUACAUUUCUUUACAAAUACAGAUAAUUUUCUUGAAACUUAAAAUCAACUUUUUCUUACUUUGUUUUGAGCUUAAGGCUACUUUAACACAGACUUGAGUAAAGAAAUCACAUUCUUGUGCAGUAAUCAUUGUAAUUGUAUGUCUCCAUGCACUCUGAAGAUAUCAUAUGGCCAGGACUUGUGUUAGGUCUUUUACAUAUACAUUUAAAAAACACAGUGCAGCAUGUUUAUUUACAACACAAGCAGCAGACUCUUGACAUAAUAUAGUUUGCUGCUAUUUAGACCCGUCAUUAUACAAAAAUGUCCUGUGGUAUUUCAUGUGAUAAAACAUCACAAUUACACAAAACUGAUGUGAUAAUUGUGUAGUAUUGUGUGUUUUUUGGGCGACAAAUUACCACAGGAUUUCGUUGUAAAGUAUGUAAUAUUACUACAGUAUUCCUGUAAUAUUCUUGUUGUAUUACUUACAUAUUUAUGUUGUAUUUCAUCUUUUACCCUGUCUGUCAAUAAAUGUAAGUAAAAUACAAGAAAUUAGUGCAAAACUGAGUCUAUGAAUUUUAUUAAACAAACCAGUAAAACCACUUAGUGAAACAGAGUUCUUUGGUAAAUAUCAUCUUCUGGUCCUUCUGCUUCUUCCUGUUCUCCGUCAGGUAGAUACUGUAUCCUGAUUGCUUUUUGUCACAGCAUGUAAGUGAAAAAGUACAUAAUGAUCAAAAUGCUAACAAUAAAAAUCAAGGGUUGUCCUAAAAACUUCAAUCACAUAGGAAUGUUUUUAUUUUAACCUUGAUUGAUCUUUAGUCCCAAUUACUUGAUGCUAUAAAUAAAGUGUUAAGAUAGACAAUGCAU